This is a messenger RNA of Kluyveromyces lactis, 318 nucleotides long. It is a transcript of the gene MHF1, whose product is annotated as Mhf1p. The transcript has a single exon. Gene Ontology annotation, molecular function: protein heterodimerization activity; chromatin binding. NCBI's taxonomy places the organism in Eukaryota, Fungi, Ascomycota, Saccharomycetes, Saccharomycetales, Saccharomycetaceae. The record is from RefSeq and is a predicted model, not a curated record. Gene Ontology annotation, cellular component: FANCM-MHF complex; Fanconi anaemia nuclear complex. Gene Ontology annotation, biological process: resolution of meiotic recombination intermediates; replication fork processing. Bases 1 to 318 code for a protein of 105 amino acids.
AUGGAUGAAGAGAAGAGAUUACGAUCCCAGUUACGCGGGAAGCUGUGGUUCUAUGUGGAAUCGAUUAUCAAAAGAGAACUACCAGAAGAUGUAAAAUACAAUUCAAAAUAUGUCAACACUCUUACUGAACUGGUUUACCAGCAGAUAUGUGAGGUUGGUGGUGAUUUGGAAGCUUUUGCCCAACAUGCUAACAGAAAUGUUGUUACGUCUGAAGAUAUGUUACUACGAACAAGGAAGAACAAGGAUCUACAAGAUUUUUUGAAACUACGACUAAUGGAACUACGAGAUGCUAACGUAGGACGACAGAGUAAAAGGUGA